AUUCUGUCAGUUAACGUGGUGGUUUUCUGCAUGUGGCAAAACCUGUCCUGGAGGAGAUUUAUGGCCAAGAACUUUGCAAUAUCGACAGCAGCAGUCACACAGGAGGGGAGAUUUCAUACCAUCAUCACAUCUUUCUUUUCUCAUUACGAUUGGGUUCAUCUCGGCGCCAACAUGUGCUGCCUCUGGUUCUUCGGAGCCGAAACGCUCCGCAUCCUGGGAGGUCGCAAGUUCCUCGCGCUCUAUGUGGGAGGAGGGCUUGUAUCCAGCAUCUUCCAAGUGCUCUGGCCGCGCAUUGCCCCGGAGAAGGUCCGGUACUCGCCCUAUCAGUUGGGGUUGGGUGCGAGGCAAGAAAGUUGCAACGGCGCAGUCAAUGCUGUGGUUGCCUACAACAUCCUGACAUAUCCAAGUCGCAUCAUUUUGAUUUACGCGAUCUUCCCUGUCCCGGCCGCUGCCCUGGGGCUGAUGUUCUUG
Guillardia theta CCMP2712 is the source of this 471-nucleotide messenger RNA. RefSeq lists its product as hypothetical. Gene Ontology annotation, molecular function: serine-type endopeptidase activity. NCBI's taxonomy places the organism in Eukaryota, Cryptophyceae, Pyrenomonadales, Geminigeraceae. The record is from RefSeq and is a predicted model, not a curated record. The transcript is spliced from 4 exons. Gene Ontology annotation, cellular component: membrane. The annotation marks the transcript as partial.